Messenger RNA from Scylla paramamosain (green mud crab), 3770 nucleotides. Its product is annotated as allantoicase-like. Gene Ontology annotation, molecular function: allantoicase activity. Gene Ontology annotation, biological process: allantoin catabolic process. The record is from RefSeq and is a predicted model, not a curated record. The coding region runs from base 75 to 1280 and encodes 401 amino acids. The transcript is spliced from 9 exons. NCBI's taxonomy places the organism in Eukaryota, Metazoa, Arthropoda, Malacostraca, Decapoda, Portunidae.
GGACGAAUGCCAAACCAGCAGACAGCAGUCGCCAACGCCAGUCAGUUAGCGACAGUGCGAGUUAGUGGGUAGUCAUGGCGCUCCGUCCCUCCCAGAUAGCAACAGGAGAGUCCAGGCCCAGGUUUGCCGAGCUGAAUAAUCUGGCGUCAGAAAAGCUCGGCGCCAGGAUCCUGUUUGCCACUGAUGACUGGUUCGCGGUGGCCGAGAACCUCCUCAAGGACAGCGAGGCGGAAUGGAGGGAGGGGGAGUUCACCAAGUGUGGGAAGUGGAUGGAUGGAUGGGAGACCAGGAGGAAGAGGAAGCCUGGACAUGACUGGUGCAUCAUCAAGCUGGGAGUGGCGGGAGAAGUAGCGGGCGUCGACGUGGACACCUCCUUCUUCACGGGAAACUACGUGCCUCGAGUGUCCCUGCAGGCGGCGACGCUGACGAAGGAAGAAGAGAAUCUCAUACCAAAAAGAAAAAGUGAGAUGGGAAGUGAGGCGCUUGAGAAAGACUUGGUUGCUGUGGCGAGACUCGGAAGUGAGAAGUGGCAGACAAUCAUUCCAAUCACAGAGGCACGGCCAGGGUACAGAGACACCUGCCACACCUUUCUACCUUCCCUUUGCGCCUCCACUAGGUACACGCACCUUCGCCUCAACGUGUACCCCGACGGAGGCAUCGCGAGGCUCAGAGUGUUUGGCCGUGCGCUGGCUGACGUGAGCCAAGUAUCGCCUUCUAAGGUGAUGGACUUGGUGUCUCUCAGGAAUGGCGGCGUGUGUCUGGCUUACAGUGACGCCCAUUACGGCCACCCACGUAACCUAAUCAGCCCGUGGGCGCCUGUCAACAUGGCGGACGGCUGGGAGACUGCACGGAGACUGGACCGCCCGUCAAUCCUUAAAGAAGGCGCUGACGGCGUGUUGCAGGUGGCUGGGUGGGAGUGGGCGCUCUUCAAACUUGGACUCCCGGGCACAGUGAAGGGGCUGGAAGUCGACACGUAUUUCUUCAAAGGCAACUUCCCUGACUCGUGCCGCGUGGACGGGUGCUUCGUGAGUGACGAGGAGGUGCCUGACCCCGCACUGGAUGGCGCCCCCUGGCUGCCCAUCCUGCCCUCACAGAAGCUUAAACCGAACGCCCACCACGACUUCAGCAAGAAAGUGCGGGACAUUGGUGUUGUCUCCCACGUGAGGCUGGUCAUGGCGCCUGAUGGAGGAAUAAGCAGGCUCAAGGUCUUGGGCACAGCGAAUCCUUCUGUCUGCAGCGCCUCCUCCUCCCCAUCCUCUGUUCUUAUCUCAAAGCUGUAACAGGACCAUAUUCUCAAACAGUUCUGCGCCGCACCUCCACUGCUUUCAAAAGGCUCUAGUUGAAGUUACACGGGUUUUUAAGGGUGUUUUUUUUUUUAUAUUUUUUUUUUAUGGUUAUAGUGACAGAUUAUCAUGAUUUUUGCAUUAUCAACAAAAGAAACACUCUUAAGAACCCGGUUAAUUAUCUCUGUGGCCUUAGAAAAUAGUCGUGGUGAGAGAGCAAAGCGUUUUUGAAUAUGGGCCAUAUUUGUACCGUCUUGGGGUCAGUGCAAUGUGUUCUUCAGCUUUUAAUUGUUGUUUCCUUUGUCUUGUACUAAGUCUACAUACGCUUUUUGUUAAUUGUAUUAUUGUGUUCUCUUUUUUCUUUUUUUCUUUUCCUUCUUCUUCUUCCGUUUUUUUUAUCUCUUUUCCUUUCCUCCACUGCUUUUUUAUUCUUACUUCAGUUCUUGUUCUUGUGGUUUUUGAUGAAUUUUCUCUUUUUCUUCGCGUUUUCAGUGUUGUUCCGCUCCCUCUUCUUAUAUUUCAUCAUUUAAAGGUAAACUCUCUCCAUCUACUUCUCGCUUGAAAUUCCAGUAUAUUCUUAUAUCCAGACUUGGGAGAGAACACUUAUUAUGGUCUCCCACGGCUGCGGUACUGAAAUAUAUCACACUCCUGCACUCACGGUCAUUAAUCACACUAAUACUAGUACUAUUGUCAUACAUACUUUCAGUUAGUCAGUCGCUGGACACACGCUACAUAACCCUAACGGAGAGGCAACGAUAGAGUCACAGGUUAUGAUUCAGUGUGAGUCAGGAUUGUAUUCUGUAACACUUCUGCGCCGCACCUUCACUACUUUCAAAGGCUUUACUUCAAGUUACACGAGUGUUUUCAAGGGUGUUUUUAUGGUUAUUGUGACAGGUUAACAAGAUUUCUGCAUCGUUAACUGAAGAGACUCUUGGGAACCCAGCUAAUCAUCUCUAUGACGUUUGAAAAUAAUCGUGGUGAGAGAGCAACGCGUUUCUGAAAACGAGCCUCACAGCUGAUGUACAGCAUUUUCACCUCAGUGUACGAUAAUUCGCUUAAUCUGAAAUUACCCCAGUCCUCCAAGCAAAUUUCCAUGAUGAACAUUUUACCAAUAAAAUUUUACCCUAAAUAAUUUCCUAUCGAUAAUUUAGGUUAGUUUAGCUUAUGGGAUCUUAUGUGGGGAAGUUAUUUUGGGGUGAAAUUUACAGAGGAAUCUUCGUGAGCGGAAUUUACUUCGGUGGAAUUAGAAUGUAAGUGGAAAUUAUAAAGUUGCACACUAUAAUAUGUUACGUCAGAGGAGGUGUUCGGUUAUGUGAUAAACUUUUGUCUCAAUGUACAAUAAUUGCCACACUUGUUGAUCCUGAGCACGCGAGACGUGUGAUGGAAUGUCAAACGUUUCAGCGUCUUGUCUCGAAUACUGCUUGCAGGCUCUGAAGGGAAUUAUUUGACGCCAUCAAGAGAGUUUUCAUGACUACAGUGAUAAUUUAACAAGAACUCUGCAUCUUCCACAGGAAAGACGCCCUAGAGAACCGGACAAACCAUCUCUGGCGUUUUAAAUUUGAUCUCAUGAGGCAACAACUUUUCAAAACUGACCUUGAAUCAAUACAAUAUGAAGGUGAAUCUGCUCUUGCUAUUGCGCCAAGGCUUAUCACGGUAACGAAAUACGAUACAUUAGUGGAGUGCAGUGUGAGAAAACGAAGUGUGUAGGAGUUAGUUUAUGUUACGUUGUGUCGUUAUGUUGUGCUUUCAUCACUCUUUCGUCCCUUUCACUUGUAAAAUCAGGAACUCUACACCUGCUCCUGUUCUUUCUCCUUCUUAUGACUUGAGCUGUCCCAAAAGAGAGGAAUUAAAAAACCUUUGGAACUAAACUGACCAACUUUUUUAUUUUUUUAUUUGAUGAAAGUGGCAAAAAAAAAAAAAAAAAAAACAAGCUUUUUCCUCUCUCUCUCUCUCUCUCUCUCUCUCUCUCUCUCUCUCUCUCUCUCUCUCUCUCUCUCUCUCUCUCUCUCUCUCUCUCUCUCUCUCUCUCGUCGAAAUAUUACAAAAAAGAACAAAAAGAAAAGUAAAGGCACCACUCUUCCUUGAUUUCCAAACAAUAGCAACUUGACUCGUAUCUCACCAGACAGCCACCAAGUCUCAUGUCUCGUGGCCUCUCUGCUGACAAUGUACCUAACCUAACAUACUCUGUACCAUACCCUGAAAUACUUCUCAUCACUGCUUGAUUAUUUUCAGAAGGCUGUAGUUGAAGUUUCACGGGUUUCAAAGGGUGUUUUUAUAGUUUAGUGACACCAACAAGAUUUUUUACACUUUAAAACAGGAGAAACAACACUUGAGAAUCUGGCUAAUCAUCUCUGUGGUCUUGGCAAAUAGUGAUGAGAGAGCAAAGCGUUUCUGAACACGGACCAAUGUAGCUUGCUUGUCAUGAGCGUCUCAGUGCCAGCUUUCCUUGUUAUAUUUUGAUGUCAUCUUAAAUAAACUUUUUUUUUU